Lodderomyces theae is the source of this 1530-nucleotide messenger RNA. RefSeq lists its product as uncharacterized. The record is from RefSeq and is a predicted model, not a curated record. The transcript has a single exon. NCBI's taxonomy places the organism in Eukaryota, Fungi, Ascomycota, Pichiomycetes, Serinales, Debaryomycetaceae. The coding region runs from base 1 to 1530 and encodes 509 amino acids.
AUGAUUAAACGACCAUUCAGAAUACGAACAACCUCGCUGAUACGCAAUCCUUGCCGUUACAAGAGUAGCAGAAUUCAUGAACUGGUUGCCAAUUACAAUUCGGAAAAGAAGUUUGCACAAGCUUUGAAACGGAAUGAGCGGCGAGUCAAAGAGUAUGAAAAUGCGAUUGAGGUAUCAAAACAAUACAAACAGCACCGAUCAAACAUAAUUGAGAUCCUUCAAGACGGCACCAAUGUUGAUGCAAUGUUUACCAAUGAUGCGGAAUGUGAAAUUACUAAUUAUAAAGACAUGUGUCAUAGUCUUGGAAAUCAAGGGUAUUUAACCUACAGCAAUGUUGAGAUGAGAAAUGCCAUUAUGUUAGUGGCCAACAUGUUGUUGGAAAGUGUGGCUAUAGAGUUGAAAUUAAGAAAUGUCAAAGUGGAUCACGAUAUUGAACAGUUUAUAAAUGAUAUCAAGGUGUCAAGCAACUUUAUCUCGUUGGAGCUGUACAGAGUGAAUUUCCAUUCGUACAAGUCGUCACAAUGGUUAAGUGCAUCGCAAAAGGAUGCUGGAUUGCAUCUAGGUUUACAUCAGCCCACAUUCAAGCUGAGCCAGUGCAAUGAUUCGGAAAUAAUACAAUCGCUAGAUGCUGUAUUCGAUCAGUACAUGCUAUCCCAUCCAUCAUCUGAUAAAGAUGUACCUCACAUUCGACUAGCUGUACAAAUCAUUAGAAUUCUACUAUCAUCUCACAACCACACACCCACAAUAAAGCUAUGGAUGUAUCUCCUUGAUAAAUUUGGUGAUUGCAAUUUACUAAACUACCAACAAGUUAUCUACUUGUCCUUGUUCCAAUAUAAACACCAACCAACCGUUCUUGCAGAUCCACCACCAAAUGCAGCAAACUCCAUAUUCGCCCCAUUAAUGGCGGAUCAUUUUGUCCAUUUAGUAGAAAAGCAUCCCGAUAUCCUCAUAUCUUUACUCAAAUAUCAAGUUUUACGAAAAGAUGAACGAAUGUUUUUAGAGUUGUUGUCGUUGUUAACCUUGGACAAAAUAGCACAGGAGAUGCAAGUCAUCAAAUCGCCCAUGUUAUCCAAAUCGAAAUACAAGUUGCCGAAAUACAUCCCCGGUGGACUCGACCUUGAUACCAGAUUAUUGACAAUAUCGCGUAAAUGCAUGUACCAAAUUAUGCAAAUGACGAUCGACUUGCAAUUGUACGAGUACCUCGACUUGCUAUUCAACAAAAUUGUCCUACAUUCGCGCGACAAGGAUCUGAUUGAGUUGAACUAUGUCGAGGAUGUGUUGGUUGAGGGUAAAGUGUUUGAUGCCGAGUUGUUGUCGAUUAUGUUGGAUGCUGCUGUAAAGUCGGAUGAUUUGGGUCGGGUUGUGUGGCUUUUGCCAUUUAUUGAUGAGUAUAUCGAGGAUGUAAUGGAGUUGUGUGGAAAUUUGCAGCUGCAGUUGUUGCAGACAUUACGGUUUUUCAAUCUUGAAGGUAAGUUGAAGAGCUACGAGGAGAUUUUUCGGGUGACUACACCACAUCACUCGCAAGAGUGA